This is a messenger RNA of Xyrichtys novacula (pearly razorfish), 7829 nucleotides long. Lineage: Eukaryota; Metazoa; Chordata; Actinopteri; Labriformes; Labridae. The record is from the annotation of a GenBank genome assembly.
AUGGAGAUAUACUUAGUUUCAAUCGUUUUAGCAAGUUUCCUACUCAUACCAUUCGUCCUCAAAACUUUUUACCCUUAUGUUUGGAUGGAUAUUCUGUAUUUUAGGGAUCUGCUGCGUAUCUUGGUGAGGUUUGUGUCGAGGCGGAGAAGGAGACCUCUCUUCUUUGUUUUGGAUCGUUUCUUGGAGCAGACCGCCGCACGGCCAGACAAACCGUUCAUUGUGUUUGGAGAUGAAAGCUUCACUUACGCUUCUACGGAUAAAAGGAGCAAUAAACUCGCCCAUGCGCUGCAGACUCUGCCUGGGUUUACAGCGGGGGACACCGUCGCACUUUUUAUGGGGAAUGAACCCGCCUUCGUGUUUACCUGGCUGGCUUUGGCUAAAUUAGGCUCCCCCGUGGCUCUCCUCAACCACAACAUCCGCACCAAGUCCCUUCUGCACUGUUUCAGCUGCUCCAAGGCCAAAGUGUUGAUAGCAGCCGCAGGUAGACACAGCCAUAAAGGAACAACUGUAUGUUUCUUCAGAGCCUAAAUGUUUAAAAAACUUAGGAGUAAGCUGUUAUGUCUAAUUUGGUUUUCAUUUUAAGUCAGACUCCUUUUAAACUAGUUUUCCACAGUGGUCGUGCUCUUUAAGAGCUAACCCACACAUCCUGGAAUCUUAAAAACAACAAUGCUUUCUGAAGUACGGCUGGGCGAUAUGGGAAAAAGUUUAUCACGAUAUUUUUUUUCAUAUCAGUCGAUAUCGAUAUAUAUCACAAUGUAAAAAAUGAAAUUUAACGGUGCUUAUUGGUAGCAUUAGUGAUGGGCACAGCAGUUCUUUUAGAUGUACUGAAACACUAGAAUUAGUUCACUUAAAUAGUUUGUUCAAAAGAUUCGUUCAUCAAAUCACUAAAUCAUUCAGUCCUCGACCUCCUGAACUGUUACGCAGCUGAACAGUUCAGGAUUCAGUUCAUUUCAUAGCUUUUGGGCCCGGGAGACCAGAGUGUUUGGCUGUGUUGCUAUGUUAAACUGGUGUGUAAAAAUGAACUCAUUUAUAAGUCAUGAUGUUUUAAGUGUACUGUCCUACUGCAUGCUUUUUUAUCAGGUCUGCUCAAUAAAUUGGGCUCAAUGAGUGAUUCGUUCACUUAUAUUUAGAAGAAUUCACAUUGAACAUGCACCACAUACACCGCUGCAAUGAUAGGAUGCUGCAGGUUUAAUGCACUACUUGUUACAUGCUGUGUCUUAUUGUGUGCAGGUUGUGGUGGUGGCAACUUAGCAGUAAAAAUUUUAAAAAAGUUAGUUUUGUCCAACAAAAAUGAUUCUAGAAAGUGUAGUUCAAUGUGUGAUUCGUUAACCCAGUGAUUAAGGCAUCGGUGCAUACGGUCCCUCGUUUGCUAGACAUGCAAUAGCAUCUGCCCUGAUGACAGCCCUACUGAAGUGAGGAACGAACGAAACACUUGAGGCAGUGAUUCAGUUCAGUACGUUCACUUAAAAGAUUUGGUUCUUUUGAAUGAAUUGUUCGCAAACGACACAACACUAGGUAGCAUGUCUUUUGCAAUAUAAUAAGCUACUGCAUCUGUGAGGUCUUUGUGUCUCUUUGACGUUUUGUCAUAAGGCGUUGCGUCGUUAAAGUGCUAUGGUUGCAUGUAGCUGCAGCCUGCUACUACGCAGUUGUUUUGCUACUUGGUGCUAAUUCAUGGUUUGAUUUUGUGACCAUAAGUCUCCCAUAAUUUUGGAGCCAAGUGGCACAGUUUAAGUGUAGGAGCUAGGAAAUUAUUUUCAAGGUUGCCACGCCAGUUUGAUUUAGUACAGAAACAUCAGAUUUAUCAAAAUAAUUAGCAUCUCUGUUUACAAAUCAACAACUAACGGCUAAAUAAAAGACAUUUUGUUUAUCUCAGAGUUGUCUUUUAGGAUGCUGACACAGCUAUUCGACCAAGUAGGACAUUCAAAAAUUGUUUCUGCAGUCAUUGACACCUGAACUUUGGUGUGUACUCUCCCUCUGCUCCUUUGUUCUUGCACAGGGGCACAUCCAGGGGGUGGCCAAGGUUCCCCCUGACAUGAAUGUGGCUUCUAAAUGUAGCAUCACCCAAUCCUGUCAGUGUUUUAUUCUUUAAGUCUUAAGCUAAAAUGACUGAAAAAUAUCCACAGGAGUUUAACAUUAAUGUGAUUCAUAAAAAUUAGCAGUCAAAGUAGCUAUGGUUUGAAAGACAGUGUACGAGUGCAUAAAGGCUGACUUCAUGCCACCCCAGUUUGAAAGAUCUAGCUCCACUUUGCGUUUAAUUUAGAGCUGCACAUUUCUCCUUAUUUUUAUGACUAAUAUCUUGGCAAGUUUGUAUAAUGUAAAACAAGUAACUUGAACAUAUUGUGUAACUGUGCGUCCUUGUUUCAGAGCUGAAGGAGGCUGUGGAGGAUGUGCUGCCAUCACUGAUAGAGCAGGACGUCACUGUCCUCCUCAUGACUGAACACUGCGACACACCUGGAAUACAGAGUUUCUGCAGAAAAGUGGAUGAAGCAUCAGACGCCCCGCUACCCCGAUCCCUGAGAUCACACCUCACAUAUAAGAGCCCUGCAGUCUACAUUUACACCUCAGGAACUACAGGUACCAGGAGUAGCUGCAUGGUCAGCUUCUUAUCCAGUUUUAUGUAGUAAUCUGUUCCCACAGCAACACCACAAAAGAUUACGGGUUGUUUCAGGAUUGUGCUGUUUUUGUCUUGAUGUAUUUUAGGUCUCCCCAAAGCCGCUGUGGUCAACCAGAACCGCCUCCUAACAGCUCUGGUCAUAUUAUCCUCAAACGGCGUAUCAGCUAGCGAUGUCAUCUACGUCAACCUGCCUCUGUACCACACAGCAGGAUUUUUUGUUGGCUUUAUUGGUGGCAUUGAGACAGGUGAGAUUAUUUUAAAGUAGCAAUCACCACCAAAACCAAACAAUCUGGAAGGGCUGUGUGAGGACUGUGCUGAGCUAAUAAGAGACGAAUGUGUCUUUUUAAUCUGCAUUACAAUUUUGAAUGAUGAAAUUUUUCCUCUAUCUCUGGUUUAUUGUCACUGCUGAUGUCUUCAGCACUAAACAGACAUUUUGGUUGUAGGUGCUGGAAACCAAAUAACUCUAUCAAGAGAACUCUGAACAGAAGUUUUUUCUUGUUCCAACUGCAGCAGCAAGUUUAGUCGACACCAAAAAUGAUGCCGUGAUUCACUUUUAGAGUUUAUAAAAGUGACUACCAGUGAUUUAUAAGCACACCACGGGUCAAGCUGCUAUCAUCUCAGUUUAUAAGCAGGCCAGACUGUUCUUCUCUUUGCAGAGAUUCCUACUAUAAACCAAAUUAAGCUUUAAGAUCCCCGUAUCAAAUAAAAUGAUUCAGCAGUUGCGCUUAACAAGAGUUGUAAAACAGACAAAGACUUCAUAAGACAGAGUUGUUUUUGCACACAAUCCAAGCAGAGUGUGAUGAAGAAUUCAGUGCAGAGACAGUUUCCAUCACUGCUGCACAGUUACCAGAAACGAAGGUGUCAAGCAAACGUUUUUAAGAAGCCAUUGGAUUAGCUGAGACAAUAAGUAAUCAUCUAAAACCUUUAAAUGUUUUUAUUACUACACAAUAACUUGAGUUUCAGGGAUCUAAUGGUUAACCUUCAAUCAACUCAAUCUUCUAUUUAUGGGCCAGCUGUGACCUUGAAGAUUUGCAGAAUUACUUAACCCUGUUAUAAGACCUGUGAAAGGUUCUCACACAUGACCUCAGUGUGAGGCCCAGUGCUGAAACAUUGUGAACUGAAAAGUGAUGCCCACGCUCCUCAUUCUCCCUUAGCUUCUCCUGCCCCUGAGAAACCAAAUGAAAGAGUCUAUUGUCCGUGUGAAGCUGUAAUCUGAGCAGAGCCGGGUCAACCAAAACCAGAUUACCUCUUGUUUGUAGCCGCUUUCCUCUAUGUGGGGAAAAGUUCAUUUCGGUAUUAGAUGUCCCAUUACGCAGCAUAUUUGACAAGUAAGAUCAGUCAGUGUGGUAUUAUACACAAUGAAUAUAUUGGUCUGUAAUUUCUCAUUUUGCUUGGCCAAUAAUCAAAUCUUUUGUUUUUUUAUUUUAUUUUAUUUUGAAGGGUCAACUUUAAUUCUGAAGAAGAAGUUUUCUGCCUCUCAGUUCUGGGAUGACUGCAGGAAACACAGAGUGACUGUCAUCCAGUACAUAGGAGAAGUACUGCGUUAUCUCUGUAACACACCAAAGGUAAUCCUGUUUUUUAGGUUAGUAAGGGUUCAUGCAGUGUUUUUAAGCCAACUCAGAAGUAAGUAGUAUCUUAGUAUUUCCACACAAGAUGAGGAAACCCGUGCCUGCAUUAUUUGAUACCAUUAUGUCAAGAUCAGGAGUUAAUUAUUUAGCUAUCUUAGGAAAACAAGCUUUGUUGUGUUCAGAUAAUGAUGGUGGUUGUUUGAGUGUCAUUGUGCAGAAUUUCACAUUUUUAUACCAGGCUGCACUUAAGUCAGUGUGAAACUGAAACAGACCGAUGUUACUCUAUUUAAGAUAUCUCUCAGUUUUGUCCUCAUCAGUUUUUGCAGCUGAACCAAAGGGUCAUUUCCAGGUUCUUCAUAAACAAUUAAUGGCAAGUGGAAAAAGAGUCUUCUGAUCAUGGGUUAGGUUAGAGUUUCAUUACCAGUGUCUUAAACUCCAACAGGCGCACACAGGUUCUUGGGCAGGGUGCUGUGGUAGCCUCAUGUCCUCUCUGCAGUCCCUGUCCUGUCCUGUCCUGUCCUGUGGAUUAAAAAAACCCUCUCUCCUAAAUACAUCUUCAGAGGCAGGGCACCGGGAACCGGCUGCUGCAGGAUGCCAUUCAGACAGAUCUACUCAGAGGUUUAAUUUCCAAAUCUGUACAUUCCUACAGAGCAGCACAGCUGGCUUACCAAAAUAGAAAUCAUUAAAUGUGAACUAUCAGGUUCCUGCCUUCUGCGUCACAAUCUGUAGGGGUCCUAACAGCUCCAAACUUUGUGAAAACACUUUUUAAAACUCCAGAUAUUAAAGCAAACACUUAAUGUGCCAUUUUCAACUCUUCUAAAGGUUUAGGUACUGUAUUUUGGAGUACUGUAAACAUUUGGCCUACAUGUUUGGCCAUUCAGAGUAUCUGGUUGCAUCACAUGAAGUGCAGUCUCAGUUUACUGUGUGACCCUGUAGCAGAGGGAGGAGUGAGUUAGUCUGUAUCUGGUCACCUCUAGGAAUAGAUGCUGGCCUUUACUGAGGAAGACCAUAUUAAGUAGCCGGCUAACCAAUCUCACAGGAGUAGUGUAUGACUUCAGGGUCACACUGAUUACCAGGCAUAAUAUUUCCUUUAGCAUAUUUGUAAACUUUGGAUAAGGAAAAUGCAGAUUUAAGUCUCUUGAGCUAUUUUUGUCAGGUGGAACUAAUAAUAGUGUCAUAUUCUUAAAGUAUGUAAAUUGUUGUACUUAAUAUGGGUCAUACUAAAGGGAUCAGCCAAAUAAAUGUCUUUGUUUUACUCAAGUUUUCACAUGUAUUUAAAAUAUUACAGUCAUGCAGUUGGUUCUUGUAGCCAAACGUUUUGAAAUAAGUAGGUCACUCAUGAUUUAUUUCCAUCAUGUCUUGCCUUACGCUUGAAUGUGUUGUUUUGUUUUUAUAUGACGACAAUGCAGAGAGACAACGACAGGGAACAUAAAGUGAGACUGGCCAUUGGAAAUGGUGUCAGAGCUGAGAUAUGGAGGGAAUUUAUCAAUCGCUUUGGGAACAUCGAAGUCAAAGAGUUUUACGCCUCCACUGAAGGGAAUGUGGGAUUUGUCAACUACGCUGGGAAAAUUGGAGCUAUCGGAAGGGUCAACUUUUUGCACAAGGUAAGAAAGCUGCUUGAAUGGAUCUUCAAAGAUUGCUUUUCUUAUCAGUUGCAAAGAUUUAUUGUAUGUGUAUGGAUGUACACGUGUGUGGUUUGAGGCCCGUUUUGUUUGUUUUCAACUACCAGACUUUGAGGUUCUUGGUGUUCAUGUGUUUAUAUCUCUAGUGAAAACUCAAAAAUAGUUGGAGGACUUUUAGUUAGGACUGUGUCAAGUAAAAAUGUCAAUUAGGGUCCAAAAGGGUGGUGAGAGUUUAAUGAGCCAUUGUUGUUUAUUUCAAAGAUUCCUUCAAACAGAGUUGUGAGGCAGUGUGAGUUUUAUGUUUGACUCUGCUCACUGACAUCUUUGUUUCCCCCUAUAGAAACUCUUUCCCUACACUCUGAUCAAGUAUGACACUGAGCUGGAUGAAGUGAUACGAGAUUCAAAUGGCCUUUGUGUGGAGGCGCCUAAAGGUAAAGACACUUCUGCACAUGCUAGAAACCAAAAAGGACACCAUCCCAGCCUCUUAUGAAUGUCCUUGAAUGCACUCUUGUGCUUAAUGUUGUUUUUUUAUAGGCAGGGAACAUUCAAUCAAGUCUGGGCUUGAAGGUUGGGCCGUCAUUAUGAGCAACUUUAGUGUUAGACUCUUUGUUUGUUUUCUUUUAGGUGAGACGGGCCUGUUGGUGUCCAAGAUCACAGACAUUGCACCUUUCGUCGGCUACGCACAGAAUGAAGCACAAACGGAGAAGAAAAGGCUUCGUAAUGUUCUGAAAAAAGGAGAUCUGUACUUCAACAGCGGAGAUCUGAUGAGGAUCGAUACAGACAAUUUUAUUUACUUUCAGGAUCGUGUUGGCGACACAUUCAGGUACAGAACACCUGGGCACCAUGAUUUUGACUAAAGCUUACUGUUAUUGACACAAUUAACACCGUAUACAACAAUGCCAGUUAUAUUACACAUGAAAGAGGAACCUAAAAUGUGGACAUGAACCCACUGACCUGGCGUAAAAGCACUUCAAACAAACUUUAUCCAUUGAUCCAUUACGAUUUCAAUCGAGCAGGAGUAGAGAUCGUGUAUCUCAGUUUCUUUGGAUAAUGUUCAUUGCUGUAAUUUUUACAAAAAUCUAAAAAGAAGAAUUUCAAAGUUAUGAUCAUCACUUUAGAUUAAGUCCUGGAUUGUUCCAAAACUGUACAACUUUUAUUUGCAGUGAUAAUAGCGAUGUUUUCUUUCUGGGCUUAUCCACUUCACCUAUAAAUACUUGUAAUCCUGCAGCUAUGCAUUCACCCUGCUAAUUAUGCAACAGGCUCACUUAGAAACGUUUAGAGAUUUUGAGAAAGCUUGUGUUUGUUGCUCAGACAUGCCUGUAAAUUGUUGUCAAGCCUCAGGGUAAUAGCACUAAUAUAAAGUUUAAAAUUGUUUGAUCCCACAGGUGGAAAGGUGAGAACGUAGCUACAACUGAGGUGUCUGAUAUCAUGACGCUCAGUGAGUGUCUCAAAGAGGCGAACGUCUAUGGAGUCCAAGUACAAGGUGAUUUUUCUCUCAACAUUUGAACCUCCCAGUUUGCUCUAUAAUAAAAUCAUUACUUAUAAAUUGAAGAAUAAUAAAUCAGGCUUUCUUGAGUUAGGGAAAUUAAGUGUUUGGCUUGUUUUAAAUGGUUGUUUGCCAUGUAGGACAUGAGGGGCGGGUAGGGAUGGCGGCUGUGACUGUGAAGGAAGAAGUCCAGUUUGAUGGAGGCAAAAUAUACAAGCAUGUGGUCGGCUACCUACCCUCAUAUGCCCGACCUCGCUUUAUAAGAAUACAGGUAACUGAGGAACACUGUGUGAUCCAGACCAGAUAAUAAUGUUUAAAAAAAACUGUACCUGAGUGAAUAUGUUGAUUUAUUUUCUAUCCAGAAUACAGUGGAGCUGACGGGGACGUUCAAACAGAUGAAGUUGAAGUUGGUGGAGCAGGGUUUUGAUCCAGAACAGAUCCAGGACCCUCUUUACAUCCUUAAUGACUCUGAGAAGAGUUACAUCCCUCUGACUGUCCAGGUCUACAACUCCAUCAUAUCAGGAAACACCAAACUAUGA